AUGGCUGAGGACGAAGGCGAGAUGGAUAAUGGCGGUGUGCUGAUGGAGCAAGAAGAAGCGCAAGUGGACGAAGGGGAAGAGAGGACGCCUUUCUAUGUCCUGUCAGAAGAGGCGAUCGCACUGUUCGCUCGCAGUGAUGAAAGACGAAGAAAGGAGAAGAACAGGCGACGCAAGGAGCAGGCUAGAGCUCGUGAGGAGGCAAAGAAGGCGCGCUAUGCCCGCAAGACAGGAGCCUUCGUCACGCUGAGUACUUUAGCGAGAGGUGAGGCCGGCGGUGCGUCUGAUGAACGGCUCGAACGCGCGCGUCUGUUUGGCACCAAGGGCUUGGACAAGGUCGAGGAGCUCGAGGGAAUGUUGACCACCAUCUACAACCGCGCUUGCGAUCUCAAGCAGCCUGUCGUGUGGCCAUCCAUGCCGCUCAGGUUUGGUUCCUGA
Molecule: messenger RNA, 435 nt
Organism: Acanthamoeba castellanii str. Neff
Lineage: Eukaryota; Discosea; Longamoebia; Acanthamoebidae
Exons: 3
Coding region: 1-435 (144 amino acids)
Source: RefSeq, a predicted model, not a curated record